CCCGGUGCAAGCAGCACCAGCUCGGAUGCUGCCAUCUGCUGCUGCAUCAGCUCCGUGCUGCUCCACAGGCCAGCGUUUUCAGAACCACCUGAGGACACACUGGUGUUCGGAUGCAGAGGUAGAGAGAGGGAAGUUCACUAGAGAGCGAGGCAUUUAGUCCAAAAAGAGUAUUGUGAGUGAAUAUGCAAAUUCAACACACAGCACCAAGGGCACCAGAGCAAUAGAGGAAGCCAAAAUGAGCCGGAAAAACAGAAGGAGUUUAAAGGAGAAAUUUUCCUUGAAGAACAGCCUGGUUAAAGAAGCUCUCUCAGAGUUCCUGGGAACUUUUAUACUGAUAGCUCUGGGCUGUGGGUGUGUGGGCCAGGCCGUGCUGAGCCGCGGGGAGCAUGGAGGGCCCAUGACGGUGUCAGUGGGCUUUGCCAUGGCAGUCACCAUAGCCGUGUACGUGUCCGGGGGCGUUUCUGGUGGCCACAUAAACCCAGCUGUUUCAUUAGCCAUGUGCGUGACUGGAAGAUUAAAAUGGACCAAAUUACCAAUUUACAUAUUAGCACAAUUCCUGGGAGCAUUCGUUGGAGCAGCAGCUGUCUUUGGGAUUUAUUACAAUGCCUUUAUGGAGUACAGUGAUGGAAAACUUGAAGUCACAGGACCAAAUGCCACAGCACAAAUCUUUGCAACAUAUCCAGCUCCCUAUCUGUCCCUCGUAAAUGGAUUUGCAGAUCAGGUGAUGUCAACAGCUGUUCUUCUUCUGGCUAUAUUUGCUAUUUUUGACACCAAAAAUAACAGUGUACCCAAGGGCCUGGAGCCAAUUGCAGUGGGACUUCUUAUAAUUGUUCUUACUUGCUCCUUGGGAAUGAACAGUGGCUGUGCCAUGAACCCAGCCAGGGAUCUUGGCCCAAGGCUCUUCACAGCCAUUGCAGGAUGGGGGAUGGAAGUAUUCACGGCUGGUAAUAAUUGGUGGUGGGUUCCUAUAGUUGCACCUCUGGUGGGAGGUGUACUUGGAGCAAUGACCUAUGUCAUUUUUAUUGAAAUUCAUCACUCAGAUCCUCAGCCAGGAGAAGAAAAUGAUGUGCAUGCUAAAUAUGAAAUGACCAAUAUGGCAUAAGAAGUGAAGAAUUUUCUCUGCCAUUGUGGUGUGCAGUUUUUAUGCAAAUGGUUGUUUGGACCACUGUAUGAAACCCAUAUGUCUUGAUUAGAAAUUCACCUUUCAAAGCAGAAAUUCUGUACAGAAGUUCAAAACUGAAGUCUUUCCAUGAAAUGUUGGGCUGAUCACAUUCAAAAUUGAUAUCUUGAGUAUGGGAAGGCUAAAUUGUCCUUUUCAUAUGGCUUUUAGGUCAAGUUAUCCUAGAUGCAAUUGUAGUGAGAUGAUGCACUGACCUGUUAAAUCAUCUCAUAUGAUCCUAAUCAUGCUGUCUAAUGAACUGAAAAUAGUUGAGAUAUUGAUACAAAACUGCAUGCAUAGCUAGUUAAUGAGUUCAGUGCUGAAUUAAUGUGCAAGAGCAUCACUCACUUCUUAAGAGUGGCUUGCCUAAACAUUGAAAACAAUACUCAAAUUAGCUAAAUGCCAAUUAAAACAGUUUAAAAUAACUUUAGUAAAGCUUAUGGAGCCCCUACUGAUCAGCAAGAAAUCAACUCCUCAGUGAUUAGGUUUAGUAAUUCACAAUAGGAUCCCAAAAGGUAAAAACUGCUUAUUGUAAGAUCAGCACCAGAGACAAAGGGAUAACUUCUGCACAGGGUCUUCACAGCAUUAAUGCUUAGUUAUUUUUAGAUUAUUUACUUGACCUUUAUGCUACCCAGUAUUAAAAGCCUUGUGUAGAAUACUAAUCUGCAUCUCUUCCGCUGUGCUUUCUGGAUACAAUUCAUUCCUGUGGCAAUGGCCCAGCAAGGGGCUGAUGCUGUGCAGAGGUCAGCACAAAGCCUAGGUCUGUAUAAGCUUUAAAGAGUCCUGCUGCUGCUGAUUUAUAUAGGUGGAUUUCAUCUGCACUGUGGGAGCAAUUUUUAAUGCAGGAGCAGUAAUUAAAAUUAGAACCUGGAAGGAAGGCCAGAUCCACAUCAGAGUUCUGAUGUGUGGGUUAUCUCUCGCUAAAGAGAAAUGGUUGGACAUACACCCCUUCCUAAAUAUCCAGCCUUGAAAAUUAAAUUAUUUCUGCUUAAUCAUUGUGAAUUGAAUGUAUUCAGUUAAAGCAAAGCUUAUUUCUAUUAUGUAUACGUCUAUCCAUGGUUGGUGGUGGUGAUCAUGAAUAAACAGACAUCUGAUUCA
Molecule: messenger RNA, 2257 nt
Organism: Serinus canaria (Common canary)
Lineage: Eukaryota; Metazoa; Chordata; Aves; Passeriformes; Fringillidae
Gene: AQP9
Product: aquaporin 9
Exons: 8
Coding region: 236-1102 (288 amino acids)
Biological process (GO): water transport; glycerol transmembrane transport
Cellular component (GO): plasma membrane; basolateral plasma membrane
Molecular function (GO): glycerol channel activity; water channel activity; urea transmembrane transporter activity
Source: RefSeq, a predicted model, not a curated record